GUUGCAGCUGAUCGAUGAAUAAUCAGCUGUUGACUUAAUACGUUUUAGACGAAGUGGAUAUUUUUGAGUAAUUUUUACGACAUAAUUGGUAAUUGUCAGUGAGAUUUUGUAUGGCUAAAUACGUAACUCAUAGCAUAAAGAUACGGUCUUAUCAAAGUUAUAUGAUAUUGUUUACUUCUUAAAAAAUUCUACGAAACGAAUAGUAGGUAAAGAGGUUAUAUUUACCUAUGUUCGUUUGGCAGUAUAUGAAGGAUAUUUCUCUAACCUUGAAUUGUGGAAGAUGCGAUGCGUAUAAAAUUCUGCGAGAGGUUAGAUCAUCUUUGAUGUUUGACGUUAGAUCUUAGUUUUGUACAAAGUGUUUGUAUCAAACUUACGUAUGAAUAACAGAAAUUAUAAACUUUGAGUUCUUGACAAGAACAGAUUUUACGCAAGGAAAAGAAAACAUUAACAAAUACAAUAACUUCGUAUUUGCAAAGAUAAAUAUAAUCUUCAGAAAAAUAAUGGGUCAAACGCUCAGUGAACCUGUAACAGCUAAGAAAUUAGCAUGCUGCAGAAACUCAAACUAUCGAGUUGGAAGUUCCUGUAUGCAAGGAUGGCGUAUCAAAAUGGAAGAUUGUCAUGUUCAUAUACUUUCAUUACCUGACGAUCCUGGUACUGCAUUCUUUGCUGUAUAUGAUGGUCAUGGAGGUGCGGCAAUGGCACAACAUGCUGGAAAACAUCUUCAUGAAUAUAUAACUAGAAGAAGCGAAUACAAAGCUGGUAACAUUGUUCAAGCUAUACAACAGGGUUUUCUGGAAUUAGAUAAAGCAAUGCAAAAUGAUGCAGCACUUAAAGAUGAACAAGCAGGAACUACUGUUAUAGCACUUCUUAUAAAGGACAAUAUUAUAUAUAGUGCAAAUGCAGGUGACAGUAGGGCAGUGGCAAGCAUUAAUGGUAAUGCUGUUCCACUUAGUCGCGAUCAUAAACCUACAUUGAAAGAUGAACGUGAAAGAAUCGAAGUUGGUGGUGGCUGGGUUGAAUUUAACAGAGUAAACGGUCAAUUAGCAUUAUCUCGUGCACUGGGAGAUUUUAUGUUCAAACGAAAUGAACGUAAACCACCACAAGAACAAAUCGUAACUGCUUUUCCUGAAGUUCAGGAGUUUCGAAUAACACAAGAUUGGGAAUUUGUUGUACUGGCUUGUGAUGGUAUUUGGGAUGUAAUGACGAGUAAUGAAGUAGUCAAUUUUAUACGAACACGUUUAGUCCAGUCGAAAUUUGGGAUAGGAGAAGAACAGGAUACAAUGGAUCCUGAAGAAAUUUGUGAAGAGCUUAUGAAACAUUGCCUUGCCCCAGAUGCCUUAAUGGGUACUGGCUGUGAUAAUAUGACGGUCAUCCUUGUAUGUUUCCUUCAUGGAAAACCAUAUUCUCAUUUAAUUUCACGCUGCAAGGAAUCUAUUGUUUCGAACAAUGGACAAGAAGUGUCCAAAUAUAAGUAUAGUAACAAUUUUAGUAAAAUGCAGUAAAUUUUCGUUCAAAGUCCAUAGCGAUCUUGUAAAGAAGAAACAGCCGCAUUGGCAAGAGAACUUAUUCUGCCUGCAAC
Messenger RNA from Bombus pyrosoma, 1579 nucleotides. Its product is annotated as probable protein phosphatase 2C T23F11.1. Gene Ontology annotation, biological process: protein dephosphorylation. Gene Ontology annotation, molecular function: cation binding; protein serine/threonine phosphatase activity. The transcript has 7 exons. The coding region runs from base 501 to 1502 and encodes 333 amino acids. NCBI's taxonomy places the organism in Eukaryota, Metazoa, Arthropoda, Insecta, Hymenoptera, Apidae. The record is from RefSeq and is a predicted model, not a curated record.